AUGAUUGUGCUUUCCCUGACGUACGCUGAUAUUAGCCUUCAAGAUUGUCUUCCUAGUCUUCUCAAGUGCCUCAGGGAUGAUCAUGGCCUCUGGUCGUCUGAGCCUGUCGCGAAUACAUUUCUAGCCCAAGCUUCGCGACUGGAGACUAGCUUCUUCAAUUCGCGCAGCAGGGGCAUUGUACCUCCUAGCCAGCUUUACCUGGUUGAAGCAUUACCACAGGCAUAUUCAGGCCUUGUCUUGAUCGCUACAUCCUGGAGAUACUCCAUUGCCGCCCUGAAAUACUAUAAAAAGGCAUCUUUAACUAAGGUAACUUCUAGUUAA
Molecule: messenger RNA, 321 nt
Organism: Protopolystoma xenopodis
Lineage: Eukaryota; Metazoa; Platyhelminthes; Monogenea; Polystomatidea; Polystomatidae
Source: the annotation of a GenBank genome assembly